This is a messenger RNA of Ogataea haglerorum, 1656 nucleotides long. RefSeq lists its product as uncharacterized. Bases 1 to 1656 code for a protein of 551 amino acids. Gene Ontology annotation, biological process: regulation of membrane potential; proton export across plasma membrane; sodium ion export across plasma membrane. Gene Ontology annotation, molecular function: sodium:proton antiporter activity. The transcript has a single exon. The record is from RefSeq and is a predicted model, not a curated record. Lineage: Eukaryota; Fungi; Ascomycota; Pichiomycetes; Pichiales; Pichiaceae. Gene Ontology annotation, cellular component: plasma membrane.
AUGUGGUAUCAACUAGAACCUACACAAGCACACAUUGCAUAUGGCUUGAUUGGAGCUGUUUCUGUGAUAUUUUCUCUGGUCUCCCUCGUGUUCAAGGAACAACUGUUCAUCGGAGAAGCUAUUGUCGGGACGUUCUUUGGCUGUAUCGUGGGUCCCCGAGUCUUGAACUGGUUUGACCCGUCGCGCUGGACCAGUAAAGUGGAUGAUCUCACGUUUGAACUCUCUAGGCUGAUAUUGGUCAUUCAGUUGUUUGCUACUGGGGCAGAGCUUCCUCCCAAAUAUGUGUGGAAACAUGUACGAUCGCUCAAUUUGGUCCUCUUUGGGGCCAUGAUUUACGGCUGGCUGGUACUUUCGCUCUUUGUGUGGCUGAUUUUCCGGAGCGUCGGCCUCAACUUCAGCGACUCUUUACUGGUGGGAUCCACGUUUGUUGCAACUGAUCCUGUCCUAGCAGCAGCCAUAGUUGGCAAGAGCAAAUUCGCUGAAAGAAUCCGUGCAGACAUAAGAAACUUGAUCCAAGCCGAGUCGGGGUCGAAUGACGGUCUAGCGUUCCCCUUCGUGACACUUUCGAUGAACCUCAUUCUCAACAGGCCGGACAACAUCCACGCGGGCAAAAUAGUAAAGGACUGGAUUCUCGUGGGCAUUUUGUAUCAAUGCGCGUUUGGAGUGCUAUUUGGGGUCGUUAUUGGCAGCUUGGGCAGAUAUUCUUAUCUUUUCUCUCGCAAGCAACAUUGGAUAGACAACGAGUCCUCGCUGGUGUUCUAUGUUGGCCUGUCACUAAUCAUUACCGGAAUGGCGUCGAUCUUGGGCUGCGACGACUUGCUAGCUUCUUUUUCUGCUGGGUGCGCCUAUAGCUGGGGUGGACAAAUAGACUUCGAACUACAACCCAGCGGCGAGGAACAUACAGACUCCGAGCCCUUGCGCUUUUCCAGCAUUGUUGAUCUGCUUCUCAAUACUGCAUACUUCGUUUUCGUGGGCUCAAUUCUUCCAUGGAACGAGUACUCUCCAUAUGCAGGUAGACUGGUGGCGCUGGGCGUUGUUUUCGUGUUUCUUUCCAGAAUCCCGGCCAUGCUUCUUCUGCAGCACAUUACCCCAGAUAUCCGGGACUGGAAGGACGCGCUCUUCAUUGGCCAUUUUGGGCCCCGUGGGGUCGGCUCUAUUUUCUGCUGCCUUUUGGCCAAGCACCUACUGGAAACCCGUUCUCCGGACCCUUCUUCGCACGAGACUCUCCUCAAAGUUCUGUGGCCAAUAACCACGUUUAUUGUUGUGGUUUCCGUUGUCGUCCAUGGCUUUUCCAUCUGCUGCUUCACCGUCUACUCAACAGCAGUGAAAGUCCGGAUUGAACGGCAAACCACUGCAGAGUCUAUGGACUCUGUCGACCCUGCUGACAAGCCUAAGUCCUCUACUCGCCGACGGAUGUCGAAGCUGCGGGUUGUGCAACCAGACGCUGACGACCCCGGCUUCCCCAAAUAUGCUUACGUCAGCCGUUCCAAGGUGACCCUGGUGAACCGUCAUGGCGAUGUGGUCAGGGAGUUUGAGAACAAACACGGCUCUGUCAGCCCGACGUCACAGUUUGUGGCUUUCAAGGAGGGUAACCACAUAAUCAUCGAGAGCAACGGCUCCGAAAUCAAACGCUAUGACCUGGAGUCGGUAGCCUGA